AUGCCGGCCACUCGUCCAGCCCCGCCGCGUACUCCCGGGCCCUCGGAUGCUCCCGGAACCCCGCGGGCGGGGCCUGCCUUCCGGAGCCGGGUUGGCUGGGGGCGGGCGGGCGGCGCUGGGGAAAGGGCCGUUACUUUCCCAGAGCGGCGGGGCGACGUCAGGCGGAAGGGCGCGGGGCGCGCACGCUUUAAAUGGCAUUCGCUGUCAUCCGAGCUCGCGGCCGUGUGGGCAGGAGCGGGCUAUAUAAGCGGCGGGCCGGGCCGCCGCGGGGCAGACGGUGACAGCCGCGGAGGCGAACGCCCGGGAGCGCAGCCCAGCAGCGCGCGCCGAGCCCCGCGCCCCCCGACGGGCUCUCCCGCCCGCCCUCCCGAGAAAACGCCGACCCGGGCCCGCGAGGGCCGCCGCCACCCCGCAGCAGAUUUGGAUCCCCCGCCCGGCGAGCCCCAGGCUGCUGCCUCCCGGGGGGCCCCGGCGCAGCGGCCGCCCCCCGAGAGCCCCGGCGCCCCGGCGCCCGGCCCCGAAGACGCAGGCAGCGCCAUGGCGGCCGCCAAACCCGGCGAGCUGAUGGGCAUCUGCUCCAGCUACCAGGCGGUGAUGCCGCACUUCGUGUGCCUGGCCGACGAGUUCCCGCAGCCCGUGCGGCCCGCCAAGCUGUCCAAGGGCAAGGGCCGGCUGCGGCGGCCGCGCCAGUCCCGCUUCAAGACGCAGCCGGUGACCUUCGACGAGAUCCAGGAGGUGGAGGAGGAAGGGGUGUCCCCCAUGGAGGAGGAGAAGGCCAAGAAGUCGUUCCUGCAGAGCCUGGAGUGCCUGCGCCGCAGCACGCAGAGCCUGUCGCUGCAGAGGGAGCAGCUCAGCAGCUGCAAACUGAGGAACAGCCUGGACUCGAGCGACUCCGACUCGGCCCUGUGAGGGGCGCUGCCCGGGGACCCGCGAACCCGGCCCCAGAGGGCCCGCGCCCCGCGCCCCGGGGGCCCGCGAGGACCGGGACCUCUCGCAGGGCUGCGAACUGCUCCGUGCGCCCCGCGCUGCGCUGCUCCCGGGCCGGAGCGCCCGGGGCUGCCGGGGAGGGGGGCCGCUUUCUUUGCCCUUGUAAAUGUUUAUUUUUUAACUCUUCCCAGUACGGACUCUGCCGUGAGUGUGUGCGGGAGGCGCGCCCGCGCUGAGUGGGCGCUGGGUCACCGGGGCUUCCCCGAGAGCCGCUCCACGCCCUUGUCUGAGGGUCUGCAACUCCGAUUCCGCUCACCGCUCCGCCGUGCCCCCCUCCCCAGCGCUCACCCGAUCACACUCACGCCAACACACUCUCGCUGAACACUUUUAUAAUUGUUAGGCGCGGCUGAUGGGACUUGGGGCGCAGCUGUUGCUGCGGCCGGAGGACUGAUAUUUAUUUUUGCAUUGCGAUGGCUGACGGCGUUUAUUUAACGAUCUUUUUACUUGGAUAUGUCUGUGAGGCUCCCGAACGGAGACAAAUAAAGUCAAUAUAUUUGCACAGUGCA
This is a messenger RNA of Neogale vison (American mink), 1493 nucleotides long. It is a transcript of the gene C7H11orf96, whose product is annotated as chromosome 7 C11orf96 homolog. The transcript has 2 exons. The record is from RefSeq and is a predicted model, not a curated record. NCBI's taxonomy places the organism in Eukaryota, Metazoa, Chordata, Mammalia, Carnivora, Mustelidae. Bases 1 to 909 code for a protein of 302 amino acids.